UCGGUUUGGCCGAAAUUCUUGGAGAGCCAGGCGCCCCUGCUCCGGCCUGGCACCAUGGACAGCGAGGCGUUCCAGAGCGCGCGGGACCUUCUGGACCUGAACUUCCAGUCGCUGGCCAUGAAACACAUGGAUCUAAAGCAGAUGGAGCUGGACACGGCGGCGGCCAAGGUGGACGAACUGACCAAGCAGCUGGAGUCCCUGUGGUCAGACUCACCUGCACCUCCUGGCCCCCAGGCCGGAGUCUCCCCUAGGAUGCCCCGAUACAGCUCCAGCCCGGUCUCCGAGCCUUUCGGCAGCCGAGGGUCCCCCCGGAAGACAGCCACCGACAAUGCAGAUGCCCCAUUCGGGCGCUCCGAGAGUGCCCCGUCCCUACAUCCCUACAGCCCGCUGUCCCCCAAAGCCCGGCCGUCAUCGCCGCGCACCCCGCUGUACCUGCAGCCGGACGCCUACGGCAGCCUGGACCGCGCGCCCUCGCCGCGGUCCCGCGCCUUCGAGGGAGCGGGCAGCCCGCUUGGCCGUGCGCCCUCCCCGCGGCCUGGGUCAGGCCCUCUCCGCCAGCAAGGUCCCCCCACUCCCUUCGACUUCCUGGGCCGCGCGGGCUCUCCCCGCGGCAGCCCUCUGGCCGAGGGUCCCCAGGCUUUCUUUCCGGAGCGGGGGCCUUCCCCACGCCCCCCGGCCUCCGCCUACGACGUGCCCGCCUUCGGGAGCGCCCUGCUGGGCGCGGGCGGCAGCGCCUUCGCCCCGCCCCUGCGCGCGCAAGAUGACCUGACCUUGCGCCGGCGCACCCCAAAAGCCUGGAAUGAGUCCGACCUGGACGUGGCUUACGAGAAGAAAUCUUCGCAAACAGCCAGCUAUGAACGCCUGGACGUCUUCUCGCGGCCCUCCUCACCUGGCCUGCAGCUGUUGCCCUGGAGAGAGAGCAGCCUGGACGGGUUGGGGGCGGCGGGCAAGGACAACCUUACUAGCGCCACCCUGCCCCGCAAUUACAAAGUCUCCCCUCUGGCCAGCGACCGGCGCUCCGAUGUAGGCGGCUACCGCCGCUCCCUGGGCUCUGCAGGGCCCUCGGGGACCCUGCCCCGCAGCUGGCAGCCCGUCAGCCGCAUCCCCAUGCCCCCCGCCGCCCCCCAGCCUCGCAACGCCCCACGCCAGCGCCCCAUCCCCCUCAGCAUGAUAUUCAAGCUACAAAAUGCCUUCUGGGAGCACGGGGCCAGUAGGAAUGUGUUCCCUGGAUCCCCUGUCUUCCCCCGAGCACCUCCUCCGAAGCUGCCUACCCAGCCCCAGCCGCCCCCACAACCCCAAGUCCAUCCCCAACCGCAGCCCCAGGUGCCACCCCAGCCUCAGCCCCCCGCCCAGCCCCCUACUACAACCCCCCAGCUUCCCCAACAGACCUGGCCCCCAGGGAAUGAAGGCCUCCUCAAGCCCCCCACGGAGCUCGAGCCUGAGCCGGAGCUUGAGGGUCUGCUGCCACCCGUGCUGGAGGCUGGAGAUGGAGAAGAAGGCACUGUGACUCGGCCCCUCAGCCCCACAAGGCUGCAGCCAGCACUGCCACCCGAGGCACAGUCGGUGCCUGAGCUGGAGGAGGUGGCACGUGUCCUGGCUGAGAUUCCUCGGCCGCUCAAGCGCAGGGGCUCCAUGGAGCAGAGCCCCGCUGUGGCCCUGCCCCCCACCCACAAGAAGCAGUAUCAGCAGAUCAUCAACCGUCUCUUCCACCGGCACGGUGGGCCAGGGCCUGGGGGCCCAGAGCCAGAGCUGACCCCCAUCACAGAGGGAUCUGAAGGCAGGGCAGGGCCCCCUGCUCCUGCUCCACCAGCUCCCAUCCCACCCCCAGCCCCACCCCAGAGCAGCCCACCAGAGCAACCACCAAGCAUGGAGAUGCGCUCCGUGCUGCGGAAGGUGGGGUCCCCACGCAAGGCCCGGCGUGCUCGCCUCAACCCACUGGUGCUGCUGCUGGACGCAGCGCUGACCGGGGAGCUGGACGUGGUGCAGCAGGCAGUGAAGGAGAUGAACGAUCCCAGCCAGCCCAACGAGGAGGGCAUCACCGCCCUGCACAAUGCCAUCUGCGGCGCCAACUACCCCAUCGUGGACUUCCUCAUCGCUGCAGGUGCCAACGUCAACUCCCCGGACAGCCACGGCUGGACCCCCCUGCACUGUGCGGCCUCCUGCAACGACACGGCCAUCUGCACCGCGCUGGUGCAGCACGGCGCCGCCAUCUUCGCCACCACGCUCAGUGACGGCGCCACCGCCAUCGAGAAGUGUGACCCCUACCGCGAGGGCUAUGCCGACUGCGCCACCUACCUGGCAGACGUGGAGCAGAACAUGGGGUUGAUGCACAACGGGGCUGUGUACGCCCUCUGGGACUACAGCGCCGAGUUCGGGGACGAGCUGUCCUUCCGAGAGGGCGAGUCAGUCACCGUGCUGCGGCGGGACGGGCCCGAGGAGACCGACUGGUGGUGGGCAGCGCUGCACGGCCAGGAGGGCUACGUGCCCAGGAACUACUUCGGGCUCUUCCCCAGGGUGAAGCCCCAGAGGAAUAAAGUCUAACGGGACAGAAGGACGUUUCCCGUGGAGACAAGCUAGCCGGGACUGCCUUUGCUCCUGACCUCUCGCCCCUGCAAUUAUUGCCGCGUGCACCUGUACCCCUAGCCCCGGCAGGGGUGCGGUCCUGACCUCCAGUUCUACCAGAAGCACCGGGAGAAGGAGAACCCUAGCCCUAACUUUAGGAACCUGCCUCAGCCCGAGGAGGUGCAGGGGGCGGGGCUGCGAACCCCUCCCACAUUUGCCAAAUCAGAUCCUGUCCAUAAGUGCCUCUUACAGCUACUGCGAGUCGCCUCCCACCCUCCCCCCUGAGCGUGGGAAUGGGCCCCAGCCACCUGAUUUCCCUGGGAGUCCCCCACGACCAUCCCAUCUCCACCAGCAUGGUCUCUGUGAGGACUGGGGUGAGACCAACUAUCCCCACCCCACAUCUCCCAGUUAAGUGCCAUUAUGAAAUGCUGGCUUUUUGAACAACGUGAGGAUUUUUUUUUCUUUAUAUAAAUAAAGGUAGU
Dipodomys spectabilis (banner-tailed kangaroo rat) is the source of this 3044-nucleotide messenger RNA. RefSeq names its product protein phosphatase 1 regulatory subunit 13 like (gene Ppp1r13l). Gene Ontology annotation, biological process: positive regulation of cell differentiation; regulation of transcription by RNA polymerase II. Gene Ontology annotation, molecular function: transcription factor binding. Lineage: Eukaryota; Metazoa; Chordata; Mammalia; Rodentia; Heteromyidae. The record is from RefSeq and is a predicted model, not a curated record.